AUGGAACUGACAGAUUACAUUAAAGUUGCUAGUGUUGUUUAUGCAGAAAAGCAUCAACCGGCUGGAUCACUGUGUUCCUGUGAAGGAUUGAUAAAAGUUGCUAGAUGUAUUGAACAGGAGGGGUGGAUGAACUUAAAGGAGGCUUUUAUGUUGUCAAGUCCUGGGAGAGUUUAUUCAUCUGUACAUGCACGUCAAAAGCUUUUGCAAAUGCCGCUGGCAGCAAUUGCUGUAGGCAAUCAAAAACAAGGAACCCGAAGGCUUUUUCUUGUCCGGAAGCAGCAGUUUGUUAAUUACAAGAUUUUUCAGUCCCUACAGAGUACAUUGGUAGAAUCUCAGAAGGAAUGCAUGUCCAAAGAACAGAUGAAAAAACUUCUCAAUCUUGCUGACAGUGAGGCAGAAAGGAAACGGUUACGGUUCGCUGUAGUAAGGGGGGCUGGAAUGUCCACCGAAAAGGCACGCAGUGUCUAUGGUUUCCAUGACAUGACGCGAACAAAGAAGGUAUUGGAUGCAGCUGAGGAAGCACAAGAUAUCAAGGAAUGCAUGCUCAAGGUUGUCCGCUUGAAGGAUAAAGCACUGCUACAGGCAUUUGGUGUUGAUGACAGUGCAAGUGAAGAAAGUGAAUCUGAGAGUGAGACUGAUGUUGAUUCUGACGAUACUUCUGGUAUGUUAGAUGGCGUAAAGAAUGGAAACAAGUCUAGCAACAGGAACGAGGAUGGCUCAAAAGAAGGAAGUUCUGAGCUUCCCCCAACAGAGGAAGGUGUGAUACCUCAUCAGUUUCAGCUCCGAGAUUACAUGAACAGUGAUGAAACAUACAAACAUGUUACAGAAACAGAAGGUGUGUACAUGAAUUCACAUCAGCUCUUGGACAUCCUUAGAAAGUGCGCACUGAACGGGUUUGAAUUUGUCAUGAUUCUCCAAAGAUUACUCAGUAACAUUUCAGAUGAAGCUUUACAUCAGCUUUUGUUAGACUUUGGAGGUCAAAUCGCUUUCCUUGGUCUUAGUGUUGAAGAGGAACGUGUUAUAGAGCAGUCACGCCAGGCUUACCUUUUGAGUCAAAGGCUGCAAAGCAUACGAGGCGAAGACACUGGCGAAGAAAUUGUGUCUGAGUCUGAUGUAAGUGAAGGUGAAAUGUUGCAGGUUGAAGACUUGCUGGGGGAAAGAGGGAGAGCUAUCUUGAACAAGAAGCGAUCUGCUGUGCGAAGGAAAGAAAUUCGUGAAGUAAAGCGAAGAAUAGCAGAGAGGCGUUUUCAAAAAAGGCGUCGCAGUAAACGAGUUUCACAAGUGCUGCGAGACUGUCCAGGCAUUGGUCAAGCCAUAGAGGAUUUUGUAAAAGCAUGCGGAGCAGGUGCUGAUGCCUGGCGGCGUAUUGGUGCCUUAACGUUUGAUGGCAACAGAAAGAUCAAACAGAAAGCUACAUUCAAGAAAAUAAAGGAGCACCUGGAACAGAAGUACAACCGAUCCAUUUCAUAUGGUUCCGUAGUCCAGUUAUGUGUAGCACGAAAUAGGAGAAGGCGUUCCGCUGUUCGGUAUAAGGGUGUGGCAAAUGUUAUCCAGAGAAGAGCACGCAAGGGAUUCAACCUUAAAUACAAUCCGGAUGUACACUGGAGUUCGGCCUUUUAUGCGUCACUCAAUCAUCUUCAGUAUAAAGAUGGCCACAAUAUUGUCAAUCUAGGAAGAGAUGACCAGGCCGGUUUCCGGCUUGAUGCAAUGACCACACACAAGCUUCACUCCACUCUUUCCAUCAAGGGAAGUGAGCUUCUUACAACCUACACGGACUAUGUUAACAAGUAUCCAUCAACCUUGCAAACAACAUCCUACAAUUUUUCUGGGACUGAUAGUACUGGUGAAAUGUGCUGUGGUGUGGUUAAAGCAACCCCGCUUCACUCGGAAAACGCCGCGCAGCAUUUUGCUGAUCUGAAAGAAGUAGAGAAAAAGCAUUCUGUUCGACCUGCAUUCAUUAAUCCGGUUACUCAAGAGAAAAAGAAAAUAGAAUGUAUUCGUGUUGACGGUGGAUUUGAUGAAGGACCGCCACAUAAAGAGGUGCAGUAUUGGUGGACUCGAAGGCAUUUGGAGGCGGAAACUGUUGUAACUCUCGUAUCAUCACGUAACAGUGGUGCAAGCUUUCGUAACCGCGUCGAACUUCAGAAUGGAUGCCUUGCUCUAGGGCACGCAAACCUCUUCAUACCAUCUACACUAAAUGGGUCAUGCUUAACAUCUUCGGGAGGGGUAGAUCAGAACGUGCUGCGUAAGAACCUUGAAUCUGCUAUAGAUGUUUACAUUUCUAGAGUAGAUGGCGCCCCUUGCGCUUCUACUGAAAUCCAUCUUUACAAAAGGGUAGAUAGCGCGAAGUACCAGGAGAAAAAUGAGGUACUCAAAGUGUUUCUGAAAGGAAGUAAGGCUGCCAAGUCCAAAAUUGAAACAGAAAAACCAGAGUUGUAUUCUCUAGUAAAGGAGACGUGGGAACUCCGUGGGAAGCAUAUCAGAGAAGAUGUCCCAAGUAAAUAUGUUUUUAUGCUUCAGUGUUGUUUUGAGGACGACUGCAUCCAUCCUGUUUGCAAGGAGGGAAAACUUAAGAAUGAGACAUGGUACCCUGGUGGCCCCAGUAUUACUUUUGUCCCCUUACCUGUUCCAGAUCCUGCGCGCCCAUUCAAUGGUGGCAACUGUAGCGACUGUGGAACUCAUUAUUGCUAUGGACAUUACAUGAAAUAUGAUAAAGUGUUAGCACGGUUUUUGGAACAAGGAAAGUGCGAUUAUGUAGCUCCACCUUCUGUUGUUUUACUUGAAACCUACAACAAGUAUAAAGCCAUUCCACCACAGCCCGUUGUGAUGGAAACUGCACAGAAAACGCUUUUGCCACAAGAGGAAGUUGUUAUGUGGUUUGAACAUCUGCACCAAAUAGCAGAAAAUCGGAGAGCUGGAGCAAAGAAGGCUGCUGCAGCACGGAAAGAGAAACGAUGCACAAAGACAGUAAGCUCUUGCAACAGUGGUUCAACAGGUAAAACAACUGUUUCGGCUGUUUUUGACAAACAUGACCCUAAGGAACUUUGCCAGGAGUGUGGCAGAACCGAUCUCCCAGACCGUGAGUUGGACACGGCUUCUUGGAUUUCAUGCGAUGGUUGUCUUCGAUGGUGGCACAUGUCUUGUCUUGAUCUUGAGAAAGAUGUUAGCGUAGAUAAAAGGAGCUGGCUUUGUUUAAGAUGUAGUGAGGUCUCGUAA
Molecule: messenger RNA, 3216 nt
Organism: Porites evermanni
Lineage: Eukaryota; Metazoa; Cnidaria; Anthozoa; Scleractinia; Poritidae
Source: the annotation of a GenBank genome assembly